AUGAGGGUGCUGCGGACCGCGCGGUGUUUGCCGCAUCCGAGCCUUCAGAAGGGCCAAUCGGAAGAAAGCUGCCGCAACUACGUGAUGGUGCUGCAAAGCUUCGGCAGCCAGGUGUAUGUGUGCGGUACGCAUGCCUACAGCCCGCGGUGCACCGUGCGACAGAUGGAGGACCUUACGGUGCAGCGGGACGACGACGGGGUGGCUAAAUGUCCGUUCAACCCGCACGCCAACAUGACCGCACUGACGUCGGACGAAGGCCAGCUGUUUGUCGGUUCGGCGACCGACUUCUCCGGCUCCGACUCGGCCAUCCUGCGGUCGGACAUAGCGCAAAACAGCUCCCGUAUCUUGCGCACGGUCCAGUACAAUUCGGCGCUCCUCAACGAACCCCAGUUUGUGGGUAGCUUCGAGCACGGUGGCUUCAUCUACUUCGUGCUGCGCGAGGCGGCCGUGGAGUACAUGAACUGUGGCAAAAUCGUCUACUCGCGAAUCGCGCGCGUCUGCAAGAACGACCCGGGCGGUACUUACGGCAUCCUGAAGGACAACUGGACUUCGUUCGUGAAGGCUCGGCUGAACUGCUCGCUGCCGGGAGACUACCCAUUCUACUACAAUGAGGUGCAAGGCAUGGUAUAUUCGCACGACGAGGGCGUUCUGUACGCCACCUUCACCACACCGGAGAACAGCAUCCACGGAUCGGCCAUCUGCGCAUACAAUAUGUCCGCCAUCCAGGCUGCCUUUGGAGGCGCUUUCAAGCACCAGGAAUCGAAAGGUGCUGCUUGGCGUGCGCAGGAGGUCGGCAACCGCGACCACUACGAGUGCCGCCGGACAAGCGGAAGCACCGGGCGCCACAUGUCACUGAUCGAAGCAUCCAAGUACCAGCUGAUGGAUCAGGCAGUGCAGCCCCUGAUGGGACGGCCGCUGCAUCACGCAGAGCUCGAGCGCUUCAGUCACAUCGCGAUCGACAUCAUCCCGACGAAGCUGCACGAACGGGUCCACAUUAUGUACGUGGCGACGAGCGCGGGGCACAUCAAGAAGGUGACAGUAUUGCCGCGCACGAAAGAAACGUGCGUGAUCGAGAUCUGGCAACCGGAGGCGCUGCCCGAGACGCGCAUACGCACGCUGCAGUACGUGAAGGACACGGAAUCACUGUACGUUGCCACGGACCUGGCACUGAUGCGCAUUCCCUCCAACCACUGCGGACGCCACCUGUCACGGAGCAGUUGCCUCAACGCGAUGGACCCGUACUGCGGGUGGAACGAGCUGCAGGAAGCGUGUACGGUCGCACCGAACGGGGACACGCUGGCAAAGUAUUGGGUGCAGAAUGCGACCGAGUGCCCCGUACUGACGGCACCAGUUGACGGCGGCUGGUCGGCGUGGUCCGAGUGGUUCAAGUGUGCCCAGGUCAACGGGCAGCAACCGAUGCCGAUCGGCGUUGGGGAGAACUUCGCCCCCAACACGGACACGUGCCUUUGCAGGACGCGCACCUGUAAUAAUCCUCCCCCGACGAACGGUGGCCAAGGGUGCGGUGGAAUGCACAUUGCCGUCACGAACUGCACCGUGCACGGCGGGUGGACAGAGUGGUCGGCUUGGUCCGCUUGUUCGCAGACCUGCGGUAUGGCGGUGAAGACACGGCGCCGCACCUGCGGGAACCCGAAGCCGGCGCACGGAGGCCGAGUGUGCGUGGGUCAGGAUCGGGCCGAAAUCUACUGCUCCCAUCUUCCGCCCUGCCCGGCCCCGAAACAACCGCCGGUGGACGGCGGAUGGGGCCCAUACGGAGACUUUGGCGAGUGUAGUGCCGUCUGUGGCGGUGGAUUCCGGAUCCGUCGCCGUAAGUGCGACAAUCCGGUCCCGCAGAACGGUGGCAUGGACUGCUCCGGAUGUCACUUCGACUACGAGGUGUGUAACACGCAACCGUGCCCGGACGUACGCAAGGCUGGCACCUGGACCCCGUGGCUCACGGUGGCCAAUGGGUCAUCCGGUGGUGGAUACGUAGAGAAGCGGUUCCGCUUUACCUGUAAGGCACCGAUCGCGGACUCGGCGUUGCUUAAGAUUACGCCCAGGGAGGAGAUGCGGGUAUGCCAACCGGAUGGCUCCUGUCAACGAUCGGUCGAUCCGAAUGCGUUGACCGGCGCUGGAGGCGGAAUGGCCGGUGAGGAAGGUGACGAUGGUUGGAGCGAGUGGAGCUCCUGGAGUCCGUGUAGCGCGUCCUGCGGUGGUGGACAACAGUAUCGGACCCGCAGCUGUGAAAAGCUCGACUGUGUCGGGUUCAACCGGACGAAGCGGGCCUGCAACACGCAACCGUGCAAAGGUGAAUGGGGUUGCUGGUCCGACUGGACCCCGUGCUCCGUGAGCUGUGGUUCCGGAACACGAUCCCGCACCCGGCAGUGCCUCUCCAUGGCCGGUGGCAUUGCGCUGGAAAACGACUGUGAGGGCAAGAGUCUCCAGUACGAGUCAUGCGAGAUGCCCAGCUGUGACUCAUUCCUCGGUUGGGGCGAAUGGAGCGAAUGGUCGGUGUGCAACGCAGACAACGAAAAGGUACGGACCCGCAUCUGCCUCCAGCCUCACUCCGUUUCGUCCACCGGCGAGCUCACGUGUCUGGGAAGCGAUCGUGAAAUUCGCGCCUGUGGCAACAUACAAUCAAUCAAUGUAGGUGGUCCGCAGCCACCGGUGGCCCGAGCCUCCGCGGGGUCGUUCAUGAUCAUCGCUAUCGUCAUCCUGGCAACGGCAUUCGUUUGCUGUCCGAUUACUUGGUUCGCCACGAUGCAGUACACGAAACGUAAAGCGAAGGGUCUGAAGGCCAUCCAGGGUUCGCCGUGCUACGGGUCCUACCCGAACCAGUACUCCUCGCUACCGACGAAAGAUUACACGGAUGGGAGCCACAAACCGAAACGACAGUCGUCCUUCAAGGGACCUCGCAACGAUGCGAGCGGUUCGAAGCUUUCGAACGGCACCGGCACACUAGUGAAGUCGAUCAACGUGAACGGGGGCGCGAUCGGGAACAACACCCCGAAGAUACUGGUGAAAUCGUUCAACGAGUCCGACACGGCCACGAUAAAGCGCAACUCGCACGGACCAAACAACAUCCGGCACGCACGUCAGCUCGAGAUGGACGAGGAUAAGUACUGA
Messenger RNA from Anopheles cruzii, 3123 nucleotides. It is a transcript of the gene Sema5c, whose product is annotated as semaphorin-5A. Gene Ontology annotation, biological process: neural crest cell migration; positive regulation of cell migration; semaphorin-plexin signaling pathway. Gene Ontology annotation, molecular function: semaphorin receptor binding; chemorepellent activity. NCBI's taxonomy places the organism in Eukaryota, Metazoa, Arthropoda, Insecta, Diptera, Culicidae. Bases 1 to 3123 code for a protein of 1040 amino acids. The record is from RefSeq and is a predicted model, not a curated record. The transcript has 6 exons.